AUGCCACGAAUUGAUCACGCGCACUAUGAUAUCUACAUUGCAAUAUGCAAGGCGCAACCUAGAUAUCCAACUCAUUGGAUUCUUCUUCUGCACCACCCAGGUGCAGCACUAUGUACAUACUUCCAUUCUGUUGGUACACCCGGUACUUACGAGCUUGCUAUUGAGCCCAACAAGAGAUUUGACAGCUGGAGCUUCGAAAGCACAAACUUUCUGGCUCGCAUUCCUGCCUCCGCGGGUGCUAUCGUCGAGGACCAAGCAUACUCUGUGCCAGCGCAGAGCUGCCAAUGCUGGUCGUCUUACAUGAUUUAUAGACUGCAGCUUUUGAACCUUAUUCCUCAAGGCACUUAUGAACACUGGCGGGACUUCCAUAUGACCUCCCGUCGUGAGGAUAGGGGCCCCGGCUGCUUGUGCAAUAUUUAG
Messenger RNA from Penicillium longicatenatum, 420 nucleotides. RefSeq lists its product as uncharacterized. The record is from RefSeq and is a predicted model, not a curated record. Lineage: Eukaryota; Fungi; Ascomycota; Eurotiomycetes; Eurotiales; Aspergillaceae. Bases 1 to 420 code for a protein of 139 amino acids. The transcript has a single exon.